Suhomyces tanzawaensis NRRL Y-17324 is the source of this 1092-nucleotide messenger RNA. It is a transcript of the gene RFC2, whose product is annotated as replication factor C subunit 2. Lineage: Eukaryota; Fungi; Ascomycota; Pichiomycetes; Serinales; Debaryomycetaceae. The transcript has a single exon. Gene Ontology annotation, cellular component: nucleus; DNA replication factor C complex. Gene Ontology annotation, biological process: DNA-templated DNA replication; DNA repair. Bases 1 to 1092 code for a protein of 363 amino acids. The record is from RefSeq and is a predicted model, not a curated record. Gene Ontology annotation, molecular function: DNA clamp loader activity; ATP binding; DNA binding.
AUGACGUCCCUCCUAGGCAAGAACCCGAGGCUCGAACAGUACGAGCAGGAAAAAUUACAGCACACACCGUGGGUGGAAAAGUACCGUCCCAAGAACUUGGACGAUGUGGCAUCCCAAGACCACGCCGUCAAGGUGUUGAAAAAGACCAUCGAAUCAGCCAAUUUACCCCAUAUGCUCUUCUACGGUCCGCCUGGAACUGGUAAAACUUCCACGAUCUUGGCGUUGGCCAAGCAAUUGUACGGGCCAAACCUCUACAAGUCCAGAGUGUUGGAGCUCAAUGCCUCGGACGAGAGAGGUAUAUCGAUAGUCAGACAGAAGAUUAAGAAUUUCGCCAGAUUGACGGUGUCCAACCCUUCCAAGGAAGACUUGGAAAACUACCCUUGCCCUCCCUAUAAGAUUAUCAUUUUGGACGAGGCUGAUUCUAUGACCAACGAUGCCCAGUCUGCAUUGAGAAGAACAAUGGAAACCUACUCUGGGGUCACCAGAUUCUGUUUGAUCUGUAAUUAUAUCACCAGGAUCAUCGACCCAUUGGCCUCCAGAACUUCCAAAUUCAGAUUCAGAUUGUUGAACAACGAAAACGCUUUAACCAGACUCAAGUACAUCUCGCACGAAGAGAACAUUAAUCUUUCCCCAGACGAGCCGGUGUUGGAAGAAGUGUUGAAGAUAUCGGCAGGAGACUUGAGAAAAGCUAUCACGUUUUUGCAAUCUGCCUCCAAGCUAAACAACUCGUUGAACUCAACUGACGAAGAUGGUGAUAGUGCCAUGGACAAAACUCCAAUCACGAUAAAGUCUGUCCAGGAAAUUGCGGGCGUAAUUUCUGAAGAAUUGAUUGACACAGUGAUCGAUUCCAUUCGGUCCAAGGACCAGAGAAAAAUCAUCCAACAGGUGGACGAAGUUAUCCUAAUGGGUUGGAGUGCCCAGCAAUUUGCGGACCAAUUGCAUACUAAGUUGAUAUUGAAUGAUACCAUCAACUCCAUAACCAAGAAUCAAAUAGCCAAGAUUCUCUUUGAAAUAGACAGAAGGUUGAACAGCGGUACCGAUGAACAUAUCCAGCUUUUGAACUUGUGCUUGCAAAUAUCCAAGGAGUUCUAA